AUGGGUAUACAAGAGUGGACCGUUACAGAGGCAUACUAUCCCUCAAAAUGCAGCUUGGGUGAAGGUCCGUAUUAUACCAAAGAGCGAAAUGAGCUUCGAUACAUGGACAUCAACAAUAAAAAGCUCUUCAUCAUCGACCUCGCCAAAGGACCCGAGUCGGUCAAGAUCAUCGACACGUCGCAGCCGAUUGGAGUCACGGCGAAUAUCGAGGGUGUUGACCCCUCAGAAGUUAUCCUGGCCGGCGCAAAGGACGGUGUCACCAAGUUUAACCUGAAAACCGGGGAGCAUGAGUAUGUCGCCAAGUACUGGAAGGGAGCAGACGCGGAGGACAAGGCGAGGAGAAUGCGGUCGAACGAUGGCGCAGUCGACACCCAAGGACGGUUCUGGGUCGAAGCAUUCGUCGACCCGGAGAUAUCGCAAGUGACGGACGAAGGGUGCCUGUUCCGGCUCGACCACGACGGCACGCUGCACACGAUGCACGAGGGGAUGAAAAUUCCCAACGGCAUCACCUGGAACGCCGGCGACAGCACGAUGUUCCUGACGGACUCGCCACCGCAGAACGUGUACGCGUUCGACUACGACGCGCGCACGGGGGCCAUAUCCAACAAACGCAUCUUCUUCCACCUGGACGACGAGGGCGUGCACCCGGACGGCCACGCCAUGGACGUCGACGGCAACAUCUGGCACGCCUGCUACGGCGGCUCCAAGGUGAUCCGGAUCUCGCCCCAAGGCGCCGUCACCGGAAUCGUCCACCUCCCGACCCGGAACAUCACCUGCCCAACCUUUGCGGGCACUGCGCUGUUCAUCACCAGCGCCAAAGAGUCCCAGCCUGACAAAUACCCGGAUUCGGCCAAAUUCGCCGGAAAUUUGUUCAGGGUUGACGUCGGCGUCGAGGGCAUGCCCAAGUACAGGGCUCGCUUGGACUAA
Molecule: messenger RNA, 927 nt
Organism: Fonsecaea nubica
Lineage: Eukaryota; Fungi; Ascomycota; Eurotiomycetes; Chaetothyriales; Herpotrichiellaceae
Exons: 4
Coding region: 1-927 (308 amino acids)
Biological process (GO): L-ascorbic acid biosynthetic process
Molecular function (GO): gluconolactonase activity; calcium ion binding
Source: RefSeq, a predicted model, not a curated record